ACAUGAACCAAAAUAAUAAUUUUUCUUUGGCAUCUGCAUGAGUUGGCCAUGGCUGAGUUUAAUGCUUGAUGCUGAGACCCAUUCCAUUCCAUGUGGGCAUUGAAAGGCAUGGAGAGUUUCUCAUCUUUUCCAAUUUAAUGCCAGCUCUUGUUUCUAGUUUAUCAAAAUGGCCCCAGAUCCAAAGCAUACCUCCUCUUCUUCCCAUUUAUCCCUGUUACUGUGUCCUAUGAUGUCCCUGAUUCCAUUUUAUUAGUCUUCUCAUUAUUGCCCAUCAGUUUUGACAAGUAAAGGUGAGAUCUUUCUUCAAAAUUCCAUCUUUGGGAAGCUUGUUUUAAGAUAAAGGAGAGAGCUUGUGAUGUUUGUUUAGUUUUACCAAUGUCUAUGCCAAGAAGCUUAUGGCACCACACAAAUGGUUUUUGUAUCUUUUGACAGCUAAAGGAGAGAGCUUUGAACCUUUCAAUCUCUUAACCUGUUGGUGUGGUGAAAGCUUGGCUUCAUGCCAUUAGUGUUGAGUCUUUUGAAAAACUAAAGAAGAGAUCUUGUGGUUGAGUGUGGCUUUAGUCUUCUUCUUUUUGAGUGUUGCUUGGAAUGUUCAUUUACAUGUUUUUUUUUUCAGUCUGUUGCUUUGUUAAUCUCUUAAUCUUCAUUGCAAGCACUGAGUUGGCCUUGAGUCUCUGACAGCAGGGCAAGUGCUUGUGUCUGCUUUAACAGCACUCCACACACACACACACACAGACUCUCUGUCUCUCUCUCUCUGUCUGUCUCUCUCUUUUUUACUGUCCACAUUCCAUAAACUUGUCCUUGCAUUCAUUUCACUUGCCUUUACCCAGAAGAACUGUUGGGUGUAGCAUUUGGGAGGUUUGAGAUGAGAAGGAUUGAUUGUAUUUGAGUUUUGUAUGUUCUUGUGGAGAUUGAAUCAGUGAAACUUCUCUCAUUUCCUUCAAAUCUCUUGAACAAAAGAGGAAGUCACAAUGAGGGAUUUCCCUUCUUGUUUUGGUGAAAAUGGAGUUCAGGUUGCUGAUUCCUCCUCAAGCUCAAACAAGACUGCUCAGAACCUUGUAGCAUGCCUCUACCAAGCACAACUCUCUGGCCACAGUUGCAUAAUCACUGUCACUUGGAGCAAGAGCUUAAUGGGGCAAGCUCUCAGUGUUGCCAUUGAUGAUGCCACCAAUCAAUGCAUCUGCAAAGUGGAUAUCAAGCCAUGGUUGUUCUCCAAAAGGAAAGGGUCUAAGAGCUUUGGGGGAGACAAUGCCAAAGCAGACAUUUAUUGGGACCUCUCUGCUGCCAAAUUUGGUUCUGGUCCUGAACCAUUGGAAAAUUUCUAUGUUGCUGUUACCUUUGAUUUUGAGAUGGUUCUCUUGAUUGGUGAUCUUACUAAAGAGGCUUAUCGGAAAACCAAUGCUUGCCCACCGCCUUCGAAUGCUGUGUUCAUCGCUAAGCGAGAGCAUGUUUUCGGUAAGAAGUUAUACUGCACAAAGGCGCAAUUUUGCGACAAUGGCCAAGUUCAUGAUAUUAUUAUUGAUUGUGAGACUUUAGGACUCAAAGAUCCUUGUCUGGAGAUUCGAAUCGAUAAGAAGAGAGUAAUGCAGGUGAAGAGAUUAUCUUGGAAGUUCAGGGGAAAUCAGACAAUUGUUGUUGAUGGUCUUCCUGUUGAGGUGUUUUGGGAUGUGCAUAAUUGGUUAUUUGGUAUGCCUACUGGUAAUGCUGUGUUUAUGUUCCAGACUUGCUUGUCGACCAAUAAACUGUUACCGGUGUCUUGUUCGCAAGUAAUUCGGGAAUCUCAGUUGCAAGGCCUUGCUUUUUCAUUGAUUUUGCAUGCAUGGAGGAAUGAGUAGGUGUUUGCAUAACACCAGAGGAUAUCUUUUACUUCCUCUUCAUCUUCGAGUGCUAACAGAAUACCUCUAGUGAGUGAGUGAGUUUGUUUUCAAUUUUCCAGAUGAUAUAUCCAUUGUUUCUUCUUCUUUUUCUUCUUGUUUUGUUGUUCCUUGAUAAAUUUGAUUUGUUUGAAUAGAUUGAAAACUCCUGGUUUUUCUUCUGCAUUGUAUGUAGGAUUUGAUUUGUAUAAAUAUAAAAUUUCUGAGGAUGAUGAUGCAUGAA
Dioscorea cayenensis subsp. rotundata (Guinea yam) is the source of this 2097-nucleotide messenger RNA. RefSeq lists its product as uncharacterized. The transcript is spliced from 2 exons. The coding region runs from base 972 to 1835 and encodes 287 amino acids. NCBI's taxonomy places the organism in Eukaryota, Viridiplantae, Streptophyta, Magnoliopsida, Dioscoreales, Dioscoreaceae. The record is from RefSeq and is a predicted model, not a curated record.